AUGAGCUCGUCUGGUUCCAUCGUUUUGACUGGGAAGCGUAACUUGGGCUUCGAGACCAGCGUAACCAUGGGCAGGUUGUGCGGGGUUAGCCCGAACAGCCUCAGUCAUUCCACGUGUGUGUCGCGGGAAAAGCAAUUUGUCGUGGCGUCGGCGGCGUCCAAGAGCGAGCGUGCGGUGCAGCUGCCCUGCGAAUCCGGCCAGUACACCAAAGACGGCGAAUGCUGCCACGAGUGCCCGCCGGGGGAGGGCGUGGUCCGGCCGUGCGGCGCCAAGCAGACUGUCUGCGCGCAGUGUCUUGACAGCGAGACCUUCUCCGAGAAUUACAGCCACACCGAGGAGUGCCGAGCGUGCACCCAGUGCACGGGCCUGAUGCGGAUGGAGACCCCGUGCACCGACUCCAACGACGCCGUCUGCGUGUGCCACUACAACUUCUACUUCGACGCGCUGUCGGGGCGCUGCGAGCCGUGCACGGUGUGCCCGGCCGGCGAAGGCGUGUACGCCCACUGCGAGCACGAACACGACACAGUGUGCGAGGAAUGCGUGGACUUCACCUUCUCGGACCGCGACAGCUCGCUGGACCCCUGCCUGCCGUGCACCAUCUGCGACGACGAGACCGAGAUCCAACUGGCCCACUGCACGCCCGUUAGCGACACGGUCUGCCACAAUCCCCUGCUGCCCACCUACUUCCCAUCCAUCUCCUCCGAGACGGAACCGACGUCGCCCGCGUUCACCAACUACUUCCUCCCGGACGGCUCCGAGGGCCCGUGGCCGGGCGGCGAGACCACCACGCCCAGCGCCGGCUCGCCGCGCUUCCUGGGCCACGGUCUCAACGAGAACCUCAUCCCCAUCUACUGCUCCGUCCUGGCCGCCGUGGUGGUGGGCCUGGUGGCCUACAUUGCCUUCAAGAGGUGGAACAGCUGCAAGCAGAACAAACAAGCGGCCAACAACCGUGCGGCGGCGGCGGCAGCGGCAGCGACAAACAACCAAACGGUGACUCCGGAGGGCGAGAAGCUCCACAGUGACAGCGGAAUCUCUGUAGAUAGUCAGAGUCUACAGGAACAGCAACAGCAGCAACAGGCGCAGGCCGACAUACAGGCUCAGCCUCCGUGGUCACACGCACAGGAACAGAUAGCAGUGGUCAGCGUGGACGACGGUCCCGAGCUGGUCACACCCCCUCCCAAAGUCUGA
Messenger RNA from Syngnathoides biaculeatus (alligator pipefish), 1188 nucleotides. It is a transcript of the gene ngfra, whose product is annotated as nerve growth factor receptor a (TNFR superfamily, member 16). Gene Ontology annotation, biological process: Rho protein signal transduction. Lineage: Eukaryota; Metazoa; Chordata; Actinopteri; Syngnathiformes; Syngnathidae. Gene Ontology annotation, molecular function: coreceptor activity; death receptor activity; nerve growth factor binding. The coding region runs from base 1 to 1188 and encodes 395 amino acids. Gene Ontology annotation, cellular component: cell surface; plasma membrane. The transcript is spliced from 7 exons. The record is from RefSeq and is a predicted model, not a curated record.